AUGUUGACAUCAUCUUCCGCCACGAACAGCUCCUACUCCUCCUCUGCCUCCUCCUCGGAGCGUCACCUCCCCUACCAGCACCCGCAGCCACUGUCCACUCUGUCGCUGGGCUCCCAGCAUCCACGCGGCAUCCCAAUGCCCAUCAAAUACCGCCGCUUCUACUCAUCGCCGCUGGAUGACAGUGCGGAGACCCCGCUACAGCUCUACGGCAUUGAGCAGCGCGAGCCGUCGAUCAUCGAGAAGCCCAAGUUGCUGCGCCGCGUCUCCCACGCGCUCGACGAUAUCAAGGAGGACUUCUCCCUGCAGCUGGAUCCCACCCGCUCCGCCGCCAGCAAGAUCAAGCGCCGCUCGACUUUCCUAGGGGACGCCAACAUUGGUGCUCCGCGCCCGGAGACUGCUGGGGGGCCCCUGCCCCCGCGCUCCCGCCCCAUGUCCGCCAUAUCCGUGUCCAGCCCGCACCGAGGUCUGAGCCGGAGACUCGGCCGGCGACUGUCGAUUUUCUCCGCGCGCAGCAAGACUGCGGGCGGAUCGAAGGGGGCGAGCAUCUCUUCGCCGAAUCUGAUCGGGUCGUCGAUGCAGUGUGGCCACAGCCAGACGACCUUCAUCUAA
Molecule: messenger RNA, 609 nt
Organism: Penicillium canariense
Lineage: Eukaryota; Fungi; Ascomycota; Eurotiomycetes; Eurotiales; Aspergillaceae
Exons: 1
Coding region: 1-609 (202 amino acids)
Source: RefSeq, a predicted model, not a curated record